AUGAAAAUAACUUGGAUAUUUGGCUUUUUCGCAAUCAUUGCUGUUGUUGCAGCCGUGCCAUUAGAAGGUGCUAAGGAAGAAAUCGCAGCAGACAAUGCUGGGAAAGCAAUAAGCCUUUUGGAUGUCGACGAUGUCGGAGUGAAUCACGAAAAUACAGCAGAUCGAAAUGUUCGCCAUGGUUGGGGAGGUUAUGGUGGCUAUGGAGGAGGUUGGGGUGGCUAUGGCGGCUAUGGAGGAGGAUAUGGUGGAUAUGGAGGAGGUUGGGGCGGUUAUGGCGGUUAUGGCGGAUGGGGUGGUCAUCAUCACCAUCAUCAUGGAGGUUAUGGAUGGGGUCGUUAA
Musca vetustissima is the source of this 339-nucleotide messenger RNA. RefSeq lists its product as uncharacterized. The transcript has a single exon. NCBI's taxonomy places the organism in Eukaryota, Metazoa, Arthropoda, Insecta, Diptera, Muscidae. The record is from RefSeq and is a predicted model, not a curated record. The coding region runs from base 1 to 339 and encodes 112 amino acids.